AUGGCACUCGUGCACAGGGAGGAGGAAAUACUACAUCAGAGAUCGAUGACACACUACCUUGAUCUCCAGCAAAGCCUGCAGGCACUCACGGAUCUGGCUAAGUUCCUGCCACAAGCCAGAGUGGCUCCUCUGCAGAGAGACACAGAGACAUGUCUAGACCGCAAUAAAAAGCGGCAUCUGAGAGACAGCGCUAUACCUGCUGCAUUACAAGUCCCAGAGACUGAAAACGCAUCACUCUGCAGCGAGUCACUGACUACUGAGACAUUCUCAAGAAGCCGCCCUAUAUCUCAGUCACCUGGGAGAGCAGCUAAUAUUGGGACACACUUUGCCUUCCCUCAGGACUCUUCUAGGCAUGACCUGGGGAAGACGCCCAAAGGAGACUCAAUAAUAUACAAAACUGGUUGCGAUUCACUGUAUUGUGUUACCCAGGUCUCCCCCACAUUCCUGACAGUGCCCACACAAUGUGAGAAAAUCCUCAAAUUGAAGUCAAAUCUUUUAAAACACCAGAAAAUUCACACUGGUGAGAAGCCUCACACAUGUGCAGAGUUUGGCAAAUGUUUUAUACAAAUGACAAAACGUAUAGGUCAUGAGACGAACCACACAGGAGAAAAACCUUUCACAUGUACAGAGUGUGGAGUACAGUUUUCACGAAAGAUUCACACAGGAGAACAGUCUUUCACGUGUACAGAAUGUGGAAAAAGUUUUACAGUAAAGAGUAAUCUGAAACGUCAUGAAAGGAUCCACACAGGAGAAAAGUCUUUCAAAUGUACAGAGUGUGGAAAAAGUUUUGCAGUACAGAGUAAUCUGAAAAGUCAUGAAAAGAUCCACACAGGAGAAAAGUAUUUCAAAUGUACAGAAUGUGGAAAAAGUUUUACACAAAAGAGUAAACUGAAAACUCAUGAAAGGAUUCACACAGGAGAACAGCCUUUCACUUGUAAAGAGUGUGGAAAAUGUUUUACAGUAAAGAAUAAUCUGAAAACUCAUGAAAGGAUUCACACAGGAGAAAAGCCGUUCACGUGUACAGAAUGUGGAAACAGUUUUACAGUAAAGAGUAAUCUGAAACGUCAUGAAAGGAUCCACACAGGAGAAAAGUCUUUCAAAUGUACAGAGUGUGGAAAAAGUUUUACAGAAAAGAGUAAACUGAAAACUCAUGAAAUGAUUCACACAGGAGAACAGCCUUUCACUUGUAAAGAGUGUGGAAAAGGUUUUACAGUAAAGAGUAGUCUGAAAGAGCAUGAAAGGAUUCACACAGGAGAAAAGUCGUUCACGUGUACAGAGUGUGGAAAAGGUUUUACAGUAAAGAGUAAUCUGAAAAGUCAUGAAAAGAUCCACACAGGAGAAAAGCCUUUCAAAUGUACAGAAUGUGGAAAAAGUUUUACAGAAAAGAGUAAACUGAAAACUCAUGAAAGGAUUCACACAGGAGAAAAGCUGUUCACAUGUACAGAGUGUGGAAAAAGUUUUACACAAAUAAGUAGUCUGAAAUCUCAUGAAAGGAUUCACACAGAAGAAAAGCUGUUCAUGUGUACAGAGUGUGGAAAAAGUUUUACACAAAAGAGUAAUCUGAAAAAGCAUGAAAUGAUUCACACAGGAGAAAAGCCUUUCACAUGAACA
Molecule: messenger RNA, 1611 nt
Organism: Bombina bombina (fire-bellied toad)
Lineage: Eukaryota; Metazoa; Chordata; Amphibia; Anura; Bombinatoridae
Product: gastrula zinc finger protein XlCGF26.1-like
Exons: 3
Coding region: 1-1608 (535 amino acids)
Source: RefSeq, a predicted model, not a curated record